Messenger RNA from Malassezia globosa CBS 7966, 1167 nucleotides. RefSeq lists its product as uncharacterized. The coding region runs from base 1 to 1167 and encodes 388 amino acids. The transcript has a single exon. NCBI's taxonomy places the organism in Eukaryota, Fungi, Basidiomycota, Malasseziomycetes, Malasseziales, Malasseziaceae. The record is from RefSeq and is a predicted model, not a curated record.
AUGCCGUGGUCACAGGACGUCAAGGCAACAUGGCUCGAAGAAGUCAUCUUUCUGGGAACAGGCACGAGUUCACAGGUGCCAGCCAUCCAUUGCAUCACUGACAAGAACUCAGAUUGUGUGACGUGUACAGAUGCCAUGAAACCAGGGAGCAAGAAUCGCCGCUUUUGCACAUCAGCUAUUGUCCGUGGAAGUAAGCAAGGAUGUCCUGGUACCAGUUCGACGAUCCUGAUUGAUUGCGGUAAGUCUUUUUACGAGUCGGCCCUACGUUACUUCCCUGUGUAUGGACUACGAAACAUUGACGCGUUGCUUUUGACGCAUGCACAUGCCGACGCUAUGUUGGGACUUGAUGAUUUGCGCAGCUGGACGAUGAAUGCUUGUAUCCAGACGCAUGUUGAUGUGUACCUCACGCGCGAAUGUAUGGAUACAGUGCAGCAGACGUUUCCGUACCUUGUGGAUACAUCGCGCGCCACAGGCGGCGGCGAUGUCGGUGCAUUGCGCUGGCACAUCAUUGACCCUCAUACACCAUUUCUAGCCGGGCCGCAGCAAGUGCCAGUUCAGCCUUUGUAUGUGGAACAUGGAUACACGCAUGGUGGCCGUGUGCCAUUUGCAUGCCUUGGAUUCCGCAUCGACUCCAUGAGCUACAUCAGUGACUGUGUACGUACAAGCGGGUGCACGCAUCUCUGUCGCAGAAGAUCUAACAGCCAGCACCAUAUACCUGAGACAACCAUGGAAAAAGUCGUGGGUAGUGAUCUCUUCAUUCUGGAUGGCCUAAAGAUGAACCGUCAUACAAGCCAUUUCUCCAUUCCUCAGGCGAUUACAUGCACAUUGGAUCUGUGCAUGCGCCAUGCACAUCGGCAGCUCAGUCCACCUUCCUUGACGGUACUCACCGACAUCACACACCGCCUAGAACACCAUUCCACAGAGUCACAGAUCGUCACGCUUCUUGACGGACUCGCCGCAUGGCUUCAUCAGCAGGGCUGGAGCGCGACAGAUGCGCCUUCCCGGUGGUGGACACGCAUCUGGGACGAGCAAGAGAAUGAGCUGCACGAGCGCCUCCAGCUCACUCCAUUAUCGUCGUCUCUGUCUAUUAAACAUGCGCACCCACUCGUGCCAGACAUGCGCGUUGCGUAUGACGGCGCGCGUGUCACGUUUUCUAGGCACGUCUAG